AUGGGGCCAUUCAUGGGAUUCAGACCGAUGCGCCACAUCGACCGGAAGGACCUCUACACAAAUUUAGAAGCCAGAGUUCAAUAUCUUCACACAUUCUUAGAUUUCGGCUCAAAUGACAUCGAGGCGCUCAUUACCGGCUCAAAAUACAUCAAACAGCUAAUACCAGCCAUUGUGAACAUUGUCUAUCACAAGCUUCUGCAAUAUGAUAUUACUGCGCGUGCUUUCGAGACGAGGAGUACGAGCUACGAGGGUCCAGUCGACCCGGCUCUGAACGAGAACAGUCCGCAGAUCAUGCACAGAAAAAUGUUUCUACGAGCCUACCUGAACAAAUUAUGUUCUGAUCCUAGCACAAUGGAAUUCUGGUAUUACCUGGACAAAGUCGGCAUGAUGCACGUUGGUCGUGGAAGAGAGCACCCAUUGCAUGUGGAGUAUGUCCACAUUGGAGCCUGUCUGGGAUUCAUCCAAGACACAUUGACAGAGGCCUUGCUAUCACAUCCACGCAUUAAGAUGGACAGGAAGAUCGCGCUAGUGAAGGCUCUGAACAAGGUCAUAUGGAUCCAGAAUGAUCUAUUUGCCAAAUGGUAUGUCCGGGAUGGUGAUGAGUUCCGCGAUGAUAUGGAGGUGCCAGAGUAUGAGAAGGAGGGCUACCUGGAUGGGCAAAAGGUCCUGGAUGAUAUCGACGAGGACGCGGCAGAGGGCUCUGGCUCCUCGAGUAGCGCCCCCAAGAGCCCGACGACGCCGAAAACUUGCCCAUUCUCCGGCAUUCCUAUACGAGCAAAAGGCGAAGCUAGUCCGCCCAAGGUUGGAAAACCGUCUUCAGAGAAUGGGGAGAAGCCAGUGGCCUAG
Molecule: messenger RNA, 846 nt
Organism: Diaporthe amygdali
Lineage: Eukaryota; Fungi; Ascomycota; Sordariomycetes; Diaporthales; Diaporthaceae
Exons: 5
Coding region: 1-846 (281 amino acids)
Molecular function (GO): oxygen binding; heme binding
Source: RefSeq, a predicted model, not a curated record